AUGUCGACGACCACGAUUCCGCUCGGCACCAUGUCGUUUCGCACGGCGUACGGCGCAGUCGAGCCGACGACGGUGUCGCGUCGCGCCCCUCGCCCGUGGGCGCGCUGGGCGUUUGCUGUCGCAGUCGCCUCGCUCUUUGCGGCGCUCGGGUGCGUGCUCACGCUCCAGGAGCAAAACGACACUGUCGUCGUCAUCGUCACCGUCGACGAGCCGCCUCUCGACUCGCGCUAUGACGCGUUCUUCACCGCGACCGCGGCCAUGCGCGACGAGGCCAUCGACCCGUGCCACAACUUUUACCGCUACGCGUGCGGCGGCUGGCUCGAGAACGCUACGAUCCCGUCGAAUGCCAACGCGGUCGACACGUCGUUUCGCGUUGUCGCUGACACCAACGCCAAGCUCAUCGAGACCAUCGUUCGCUCCAACCCGCCGGUGAUCGGGCCGCUGUACCAGUCGUGCAUUGCCGUGGGCGACGUCGACGAUGCCGGUGUCGAUGCCGUCUCACGCCAGCUAUCGCACGUCGCGGCCCUCACGACCAAGGACGACGUGUUCGCGUACGCUGGCGACCUCUUCCGCACGUCGGGAGUCGACGCCUUCUUCAGCCUCGAGGUUUUGGGCAACCCGAAGAACGCGACCACGAACGUGCUCUCGCUUUCGCAAGGCGGGCUUACAUUUCCAGGCCGAGACUACUAUCUAGACGCACACAAGCGCGCCAAGUACACUGCCUUGUUUGUCGAGUACGUCACGAGCUUGGCGACUGUCGAUGCGUUUGCCCGGCACAACGUCACAGCGUUCACGCACCGCCCCUUAAAGCUCGAGACGUCGUUUGCGACCAUGUCGAUCGCCAACGCCGACCUCCGGGAUCCGUGGGCAACGUACCACGCGCUCUCGCUCGCAGAGCUCGAGGUGAAAUGGCCUCACGUUGCCGCGUACCUUCGCGGCGCGGGCGUCUACGAGACGCUCGCAAACUCCAACGCGCCGAUCGUCGUGUCGACGCCGGGGUUCUUUGCAGCCCAGGCCGCGCUCUUGGCCAGUGACGACGUCGACUUGAGCACGCUCAUCAAGUAUGUAAGCUUCCGCUUGAUCGACAGCCAGAGCCCGCUGCUCGGCGAGCACUUUCGCGCCGCAAGCCACAAGUUUCAUGGGACGCUCAGCGGCCUCGGCGUCGCCUCGACGCGGGCCAACUACUGUCUCGGGCUCACGGAAGCGCAUUUGGGGGCGGUCCUCGGGUCCUACUACCUCGAGCGGGUCUGGGAUAACAGCACCAAACUGGCUGCGCGGUCGCUCAUCACUGAAAUCGAGGCGGCCAUGGGCAACGUCCUCGCCAACGAGCCGUGGCUUGACGACGCGACGCGCAAAGAAGGGCUUCGCAAGCUGCAUCACAUCUUCAACCUCGUGGGCGGCCCCGACGUCACGCCGCCGCUGCCAUUUCCGCUCAACAGCACCGGCUUCUUUGCCAACAUGGCGCAGCUCCAAGCGCACGAGAUGACGACUGCGCUCUCGUCGAUCGGGGCGCCCGUGGACCCGAUGGCGUGGGGCCUCUCGGCGUCGACCGUCAACGCGUACUACGACCCAAGUGCCAACAAGAUGGUGUUUCCGGCCGCUAUCCUUCAGGCGCCGUUUUACUCUGCGCAUGAAAUGCCGUCGAUUGCGAAUUAUGCACGCAUCGGCAUGGUCAUGGGCCACGAGCUCACGCACGGCUUUGACGACCAAGGCCGCAACUACGACGGGAACGGCAACCUCCGCAUGUGGUGGUCGCCCUCCGUGAGCAAGACGUUUGAUGUCAAGGCCGACUGCUUGGCGGCGCAGUACGCUGCGUUUGAAGUCACGUCGCUGGAUGCCUCGACGCGCAUUGGAUUUGUCGAUGGCCACCUCACGCUCGGCGAAAACAUUGCAGACAACGGCGGGCUCAAGCUCGCGUACUUGGCGUAUGCGGCCACCCAAGCCGGUCCGAUCUCGACCGACGAGACCAAGUUGUACUUUACGGCCUUUGCGCAGGCGUGGUGCGAGAAGCGGUCGGAUGCGUACGCAGAGCUCCUCCUCGGCCUCGACCCACACUCGCCCGGCAAGUGGCGCGUGAAUGGCCCGCUCAUGAACUCGGCGCUCUUUGCCGAGACGUUCCAGUGUCCUGUCGGCUCGCCCAUGAACCCACCCCACAAGUGCGUCGUGUGGUGA
Molecule: messenger RNA, 2172 nt
Organism: Saprolegnia diclina VS20
Lineage: Eukaryota; Oomycota; Saprolegniomycetes; Saprolegniales; Saprolegniaceae
Exons: 1
Coding region: 1-2172 (723 amino acids)
Biological process (GO): protein processing
Cellular component (GO): plasma membrane
Molecular function (GO): metalloendopeptidase activity
Source: RefSeq, a predicted model, not a curated record